CACAAACUUUAUAGUAUUAUAAAUAUAUAACACCUGAGAAGUGAUUCGGUAGAGAGUUAUUCAUUUUGUGACAUUUGUUUAUUUUAUAGAAGCAGUUACCAGUGAGUGUCCUCGGUUGUCAUACCUUAGUACUAGUUAUUAAUACUAAAUAUUCACUAUAAACACAAUUAUAUAUAUAGUAGUCUUAGUGAAGAAGCAUUAAUAUUAGGAAAUUGUGUUAACUAAGAGAAGAAAAUAUAAACCAUAAACAAUUGAAGGAACAAAAAUUGGAUGAAACAGUUUUGAUGUUUAUUGAAACUAUAGUUAGAUUUCGUAUGUAUCACUCAUAACUGCCACUGCCACUGCCACUGCUCUAACUUCAAAGUCUAGUGAACUCUCAAAUUUACUCCUUCUCACGUUAUCAAGCUUAGGAAAUAUAAAGUAUAUAUAUUUCAAAGAGUAAACUUAUGUGUAUAGAUGAAAAUUAUAAAGAAGCUGAAAUUUUACUUCCACAAAUUAAUGGUGAUGUUAGCUAUAAGCAAGGAACAAGAUAACAAAGUGAAAUUCAGCAAUGACAUUAAUUUCAAUACUUUCUAUAAGCCUACUAUUGAAGAAGAGUGUAUAGGCUUGAAGGUAGCAUUGUCAUGCAAAUAUCUAGUACAGAAUAAUUCUGAUACAGAAGAUGAAGUUGAGGACUCUUUGUUACCGAAAAAACCAGAAGUAGUGAUGUUAUUUUCUUCUCCAUUUACUGAUUCUGACCGUGAUUUAGCUGCGACAAAGCUGCAGAAAGUUUACAAGAGUUAUAGGAUUCGAAGAUAUUUAGCAGAUUUGGCCGUUGUUUGCGAGGAGCUAUGGUGGACGGGUUCAGAAACUUCUGCUUUUCAAAAGUGCUUGAUAUCACAUUUUGACUCUGAUAAAUCUGAAUCAGCUAUUUCAAAAUGGGCAACUGCAAGGACAAUGGCUGCUAAGAUGGGAAGAGGAUUAUCCAAAGAUGAUAAUGCGCAAAGAUUAGCUCGAAAACAUUGGCUUGAAGCUGUAAGCUCAUACUUCUACAUUGUAAUUGCUUUAUCAUAUGGUUUCUUGGACUCCAAGAAAAUAAACUUACCGAGGCUAAUGCUUUCUUAUAUUUUGCAGAUUGAUCCUCGUCAUCGCUAUGGACACAAUCUGCAUUUCUAUUAUGAUGUAUGGUUUAAGUGUCAGAGUUCUCAACCCUUUUUCUACUGGUUGGAUAUUGGUGAUGGAAAAAAAGUCAAUCUUGACAUAUGUUCAAGAAAGAAAUUGCAAAUGCAACGAAUAAACUAUCUUGGACCUAUAGAGAGGGAAGCAUAUGAAGUGAUUGUGGAAGGAGGCAAGCUUGUUUACAAACAAAGCAAUAACCUUGUACACACAACCGACGGAUCUAAGUGGAUUUUUGUUCUUAGCUCGUCUAGAGUUUUGUAUGUUGGACAGAAGGAAAAAGGCAAAUUUCAACACUCAAGUUUUGUAGCUGGUGCUCCUACCAUUGCAUCUGGAAGAAUUGUUGCACACAAUGGAGUACUUCAUGUUAUUUGGCCCUAUAGUGGCCACUAUCGUCCAACAGAGAAGAAUCUUAAGGAAUUCAUUCGCUUCUUGGAGGAACAUCAUGUGGAUAAUAUGACAAAUGUAAAGAAACAUCCAGUUGAUGAUGAUAUUAUACCUCCCAAUAAACCUGUGGUUGAGGAGCUUCACUUUGAGUACAUAGAAAAUGUGGGGAACUUUGAUACCAAUGUGGAAAAUAACAAGGCAUUGUCAAGCAAAUGGACUACUGGUGUUGGUCCUAGGAUUGGUUAUGUAAGAGAGUACCCACCAAAACUUCAACUUCAGGCACUUGAACAUCUUAAUCCAUCACCAAGAGUCAACAAUGGAACAUUUGAAGACAAAACAACCAUUCCAUCUUUAAGAGCCAGUCCAGAAGUUCAUCUGUCACAUAGACUUGAAAAUAUGGAACUUAUCUAGUUCAAUGUUCCAGCUACAUAUGAGGCAUUCAUGUGCAUAGACACUACUUUAACUUUAGCAUAAAUAUUUGGAAUGUAGUAUAUAUUACAUAUUAUAUUAGUACAUAAUAUAGGAAGAUAAAGGUCAUAAAGGAGAAAACCCAAUAUUAUUAUUUUUUAUUUGGGUUUUUCAUGGCCAUUCUUUGUGUUGUAUUGUCUUCAACUUCAUAGUUGCUUGUCCAAUAGUUUUGAGGGGAUGGUUAAUCAUACAUUGUUGCAAGUCAAAGUCACAUAUGAUAGAAAAAAAAAUUAUUCACCUCUCUUUCUUA
Messenger RNA from Medicago truncatula (barrel medic), 2260 nucleotides. RefSeq names its product IQ domain-containing protein IQM5. The record is from RefSeq and is a predicted model, not a curated record. The transcript has 9 exons. Lineage: Eukaryota; Viridiplantae; Streptophyta; Magnoliopsida; Fabales; Fabaceae. The coding region runs from base 457 to 1953 and encodes 498 amino acids.